AUGAGCUCAGCAUUUUUAAAUCGUCGGAAGCCACGAAAGGUUGGGGGAGAUGAAGAGGAUGAGGCAGAUGGGGGUGCCACUCCUGAGCCGGUCGUCAAGAGACCAACAAAGUCGAAACCCAAGUCGAAGCUGCGCAUGUCAUUCAACCCCGGCGGUACAUCAAUGGCCGAUGAGGGAGAAGAGCCAAGCGAAGUCGUCAUCCCGAAACGACAUGGCUUAGGACGAAAGGCGAUGGAGCGCAAUGCUUCUCAACGAAAUAUCCUUCUUUCAGGCGCGGCAGAGCAAUUAUCUUCACGUUUCGGACAUGAUCUGGAUCGCCCUAGCUACAGCAGCGACUAUCUCAAAGAACUCAAAGACUCGACGCCAUCCACACCGAAGAGCACAGAUGACGAGUCGAAGGCGGUCGAUGUGGCAGCCAAGUUUGGCGAGGUCAUGGUGGUUUCCGCCCCGUCAGCUAUCCCCAGCGAAGCUGAAAUCCGAGAAAAGAAAGCUCGUCGAGCGCGAUUAGCCUUGGAACACAGUGCUAAGUCUACAGAGGAAGACUUUAUUUCACUGGAUGAAGGUGCGCUGAGCGAUGAUGAUUGGGACGCGAUCGCGCGUGGGGAAAAAUCAGCCGAGGAUGCGAAGGACACACGACUUAUUCGCGACGAUGAGGACUUUGCUGAAGGAUUUGAUGAAUACGUGGAGGAUGGAAAGAUCUCGCUGGGGAAUCAAGCGGAGCGUGAACAAAAACGUAAACAACGUGAUGCUAUGCGUGAGCUUAUCGAAAAUGCCGAAGGACCUUCGGACGAGGAAGAUUCCGAUCUCGAAGAGAAAGCCGCAUACGAAGCGAAGCAAACCAAAGCUGCUAUUGGUCACAAGUCCGAUGGCAUCGAGCGUCCUCGUACUCCACCUAAGAUGACAUCCUUGCCUCGGCUGUCUAACAGUCUUGAAAGACUGCGGAUGUCUCUGGCAGCAAUGGAAACGUCUAAGACCCAAAUGAUCGUCCGUAUGGAGGACCUUCGCAAAGAAAAGGCAGAUAUCGCUGUUCGUGAGGUCGAAAUUCAAACCCUCAUCAAAGAGGCGGGAGAAAAUUACGAACGGUUGAAAAAGGAGGCCGGUGUUGACCCAUCUGCAAAUGAGGAUGUCACGGCAGGGGCGUUGGAGAAGUCGCGAGGAUUGGAGAGUAUCGGAGCGUCACUACAAGUUUCCGAUUCCAGUUCUGAGGAAUUAUGA
Penicillium malachiteum is the source of this 1215-nucleotide messenger RNA. RefSeq lists its product as uncharacterized. The transcript is spliced from 2 exons. The record is from RefSeq and is a predicted model, not a curated record. Bases 1 to 1215 code for a protein of 404 amino acids. Gene Ontology annotation, cellular component: U2-type post-mRNA release spliceosomal complex. NCBI's taxonomy places the organism in Eukaryota, Fungi, Ascomycota, Eurotiomycetes, Eurotiales, Aspergillaceae. Gene Ontology annotation, biological process: spliceosomal complex disassembly.